AUGUUUGUCUUCAGUCGGCCCAAAUGGUUGCGUUUGAGGGAAGCAGGAAUUCCAAUCGGAGAAGCGCUACGGGCAGCCUGUUUGGAAGCCGACGUCGGCAAUUACAUUGAGCAAAGCGUCCGUGUGGCAUCUUCCCGCGCCCCAAAUUCUUCCAAGCACGAUCUCCAUCCCUCAAAGGCGAGUAUGCCAAUUUCGUCACCACCUCUCGCAUCCAUCGACGAAAGUCCAAUGGAAUUCGAAGAAACCAGGGCGUUGUCGGGUGAGGAUACUGCUGAUUUCUCAUCAGAGACUUCGUCAUGA
Cylindrotheca closterium is the source of this 300-nucleotide messenger RNA. The record is from the annotation of a GenBank genome assembly. Lineage: Eukaryota; Bacillariophyta; Bacillariophyceae; Bacillariales; Bacillariaceae.